AUGGACGCCUAUCUGUCGCUGAGCAAUCGGGUGGCCUCGAUGGAGGAUCUUUUGCUUAGGAGCGAGUCAUCCAUGAUGAUGGUGCUGAAGCGUCUGAAGGCGUUAGAGGAACACGUCUCGGCAGUCGAAUCCCGCAGUCGUGGUGAUCAACCCACGCGGAGUGAGGAAUUGUCGUCUUUGAUGAAUAGGGCAUUUGAAAGCCAAAGUGGCAGAAUGGAGGCAUUGCAGAGCGCCCUGUCGCGUCAGGCUUCAUCGAUACAGGUGCUGGAGGAGCGCCUGCAGGCGACGUUCAGGGCGUUGGAACAAAAGAUGAAUAGUGAUAUUGCCGGCUGCCAUCAAAAGAUGCAAGUGUCAGAGGGAUCACUGACGUCAGCGGUACGCAACGUGGAGUCAAUGUUGCAGUCACAGUCCUCUGCGAUGAAGUCGUUGGAACAUAUCCUGCGGGGCGACAUACAGUCUGUGCACCAACACGCAAGUGGAGAGGUUGCGGGAGCUUGUCGGCGUCUUGACGCUGCGGAUGCCGCUUUUCACAGUUCUCUAACGGAGAUGCACAAAUCCAUAUCUGGUGAUAUUAAGUCGUUAGCAGAAAGCCUCGCUGCGAGAGUGGAGUCCUCAGUCCAAUCAACAGCGGCUUCGCUUCUUGCACUGGAUCAGAGAGUAAAGGCAGAGAUGCAAUCUCUUUACGAUUCCUUGGCGCAAGAUGUUGCGGUGGUUAAACAGAGUUUACAUGCCGAGAAUUUGAAUACACAAGACUCUUUACGAGCUCUUUACAGUACUUUAGCCAAUGAUCUCAAGGAAUUGUCAUCUCUACAGCAUUCGUCGGAGACGGCCAAUCAGUCCACACACCAGCAGCUUUACCUCGAACUGGAUGCGCAGCGGCAGUAUAUGGAAACAGUUGACUCAAACUGGCGAUCAAGUGUGGCGGCCUUCAGUGAUAAAGUGCAGGGGGAGUGGAAAACGCACAUGUCUCAAUUGGUAGCCAUAGACGCCAACAUCCAGCAAAUGUUUUUGAAAGUGAAUCUCCAUGUGGAACAACUAGCAGCGCAGCUACGUCAAGCUGUGGAGAGCCUGACACAUUCACUAGAGAUUAAAAUGAACUCCUUGCAACACCUUCGUGAUGAUGUUGUGGCUAACAGGAAAUCGCUACGCGUGGCAGAGGAUGAGCAGCACCGCUUGUCUGAGGAGGUUAGAGGGCUCUCCGCCAUGGUGGAGCGUAGUGGCGUGCAUCUAAGGUCGUUGAUGGAAUCUGCUGUUCGGGCCUCUCACAGUGACCUGCUUGAACGGAUAAAACCGCUUUUGAGCUACCGUUCUGAGGUGCAUAGCGCGAUAGCAGUAGCCCUGAACAGGCUCUGGACGGAGGCACACAAAUCCUUUACCUCCCAGCGAGACACGGACGCCCUUCAGAGUCAGGUUCAAUUCCUUGACAGUGCUGUGCGCAAUGAGAUCUCUCUACUUAUUGAGCGAGCGCGAGAGUUGGAGCACGGCGCGGAUGGGAAAUUGAGUCCUUCAAACGUCGCAGAUAACGCUGCGCCGUUGAGCAAGGAAUCGGGGGCCCUCAUACCGAUGCCCAUUCUCGGUGAGUUGAACAAUGUCUGGAAUGGGCUUCGCAGCCUUCAGGGCCAACUUGGGAUGCCCAGGGAUGAGGUUCUCUCUGCCAUCAAUGACACCCGCAAGCAAAUGCUUGACGUCACUUUGAAAAUGGUAAAACAGCACGAAAACGAGUUCGGCGACUUGCUUUGUGAAAUAAGGAAAGAUGUUUCUGAAAUGAUGCAGCGCCCCAAUAAGUUGAGGGCCGAUGUUACCAGAAACAAUGAUGCGGGGAAAGCCAACUCAUCAAAGCGAACAGUGGUGCGUGUGUUAGGCAAAAAUGUUGUACAUGCACCGUCGACCGAAAAGCCCCAUCCGCCAGUGAGUAUCAGGAAAGGGCCCAGCUCGCAUUCAGCGCUGGGGGCGCGCUCUAAACCAGACGCAAACCGUACAAAAGGGAUGUAUUCUUCUCCACCAGUAACCAGGCAACAAAAUUCAGGAGCUGUUGAGGAUGCCACAAAACUCCCUCCUUUGACCCAGCCUUCGAAAUCACAACAAUUAGUAGCAUCUGCAGCACCUCGGUCUCACACCCCGUCAAUUUCUUUGGAAGAAGACGGACGAGUUGAGUAA
Trypanosoma rangeli is the source of this 2157-nucleotide messenger RNA. Its product is annotated as putative 60S ribosomal protein L7a. The record is from RefSeq and is a predicted model, not a curated record. The transcript has a single exon. Bases 1 to 2157 code for a protein of 718 amino acids. Lineage: Eukaryota; Euglenozoa; Kinetoplastea; Trypanosomatida; Trypanosomatidae.